Chelonia mydas (Green sea turtle) is the source of this 16378-nucleotide messenger RNA. It is a transcript of the gene FLRT2, whose product is annotated as fibronectin leucine rich transmembrane protein 2. Lineage: Eukaryota; Metazoa; Chordata; Testudines; Cheloniidae. The coding region runs from base 7367 to 9352 and encodes 661 amino acids. The transcript is spliced from 2 exons. The record is from RefSeq and is a predicted model, not a curated record. Gene Ontology annotation, molecular function: protein binding.
CAUUCAAUAAUUGCCCUAUUCUGUUCAUUCCUUCUGAAGCACGUGGCACUGGCCACUGUUGGAAGAAAGAUACUGGGCUAGGUGGACCAUUGAUCGGUCCCAGUAUGGCCACCGUUAUGUUCUUAAUUGUUUUAUUAAUUUGCAGACAAACAGUUUUAUACUGUCAUUCUUUCCCAGAAUUCAAAAUACAAUACAGUAAUGAUGAAAAAACAUAAUGGCCUGUCACUGCACAGAUUUUUCUUCUUUUAGGUAUCUGGGGAAAUUACUGAAUUCUUUUUCUUUCUUUCUUUCUUUCUUUCUUUCUUUCUUUCUUUCUUUCUUUCCAAACCACAGUGAUAAAAAUCAAAAAUGUUCCUAAGUAAAAAGCACAUAUUUUAUUUGCCAGAAAUUGACUACAGUCCCAAUUUCCCCUUCUGUCUCCUGUGAAUUCAGGAUCCAAAGCCCAUUGAAGUAAAUGAGUACACUUCAGUUGAUUUUUGAUCAGGUUCUGUGCCAAAAUGGAGUAAGCCUAAGGGUGACUCACACUCUGCAAGCUUCCACUCUGUAGGAGCCAAAUUGGGGAGAUACUUGAGUAAGGGUGGGGUUCUUAACUAGUUAACAAGGGGAUUCAAUAUAUCCAGUGGGCACUGUUAAACGGUAGACAGGAAGGGAAGCUGUAAGGAAGGGUAAAGAAGCCCAGGAUCUCAGUAGUGAGACUUUUCUUCCCACUCUUUCACCCUGUGCUUGGGAAAAGCCGUGUGGGGCUGGGACAUGAAGUUGAAUGAGGUAUUAUAAAUGAAGUACACUGUGGUGAACUUACAAAAAGUGUGUGAAGAAUGUUUGCAAAGAGAAAUCCAAGGUGAGGGAAGGCAUUCUGUGACAGAUUCAUUUAUUUGAAUCAAGAGAAAUAUCUGGAGCUCCCUUUACCCUUUCUUCCACUUAUAACGUACAAAUAUCAUUCUAAUGCCAUCUCUGCAAAAUAAGCUUUUUUGUUUUGUUUUUUUAUGUUAUAGUGUUUCUGUCUCUCUUAAAAGUAAUUGCAUCAGCGGGCCUUUAGUAUGGAUCACUGGCACAUCACUCUAGGCUAGCCCCACUUAUAAUCACAGAUCAUUUAAGAAGUAUAUAUUUCUGUGUUCUCCUUUCAGUUGAUUUCCUUUACAACCAUAUAAAGCAUAUAAAGCAUAUAAAGAAAAGAAAAAGCUUCAUCAAUUUUAGAAAAAGACACUGUUUAAGGUCUAAGCAAUCAGGCUAUAACCAAGAUUAAUCAUUCAAAGGAGGGAAAUAAAUAAAUAAAUGAAUCAGCCUAAAAUAGGUGGGGGGAGGUUUUAAAAGCUGGUAGGUUAGCACUCCUCAGCUAUCCCACAAUGUGUUCUUGAAUGUUGAUGUUUCUUGUGUUCCUCCAAGGAGCCUAACCCUGUGCUAUGCUGCCACCUUGGCAAAGCAAAGAGACUUACAAGCAAUUCCACAACAGCAUAGUGCUUGCCUUGCUGUUUAAUGCUUCUCUGGGCAUUGAUGUGUAAUUUUUCCCUUUUAGAAAGCUUCCUGUUUGUACAUAAGUGGGAUGAUAGAAAUGAUAAUCAUAUUUGUGAGACUUGACUCAUUCUGGCAUAAUCACGGUAUUUAUGCCAUCGGGUUUUUUUUUUUUAUAACUGUCUCCGGAAUAUUUCAUGCGUUUUAUAAAGUCUUUCAAAGAGGCUUGUUUGAUUUUGUGUAUACAUCAAAGACAUUAAAGAGAUGGGGGGAUAAACUUGAUCUAUCCCUUGGCAAGUACAGCAUGAUUCCCUUCUGUGUUUUGUCCAGUCUAGUUUUAAAGUCUUAAUGAAAAGAAAAAGCAGAUUAGAUGUAUUGACCUGACUAUCAGUUUGGAGUUCUGAAAAAGACUUUCUUACAGAAUCUUUACUCCUUUUAAUCGAUGGGUUUCGUUCAACUGGUGUUAGCUCUUUAGAGGGGGACACGAUCCGUUAUUGGGAAGUUGUUUUUAAAAUGCACAUUAAAAAUCGGUGGAGCGUUGAUAAUGCCUCUGCCUGUCGGUUUCUUUCUCUCUCUUUUUCCUCCGUGUUUAAAACUUUACAAAGCAGUGGAAGUCGAAUCAGAAACCGGAGCAGAAUCGAGCCCGGUGGGAUCCAGUUUUGAAAGAUUCGCCUGCCCCCGCGAUUGUCUUUGUGACUUACACAAGACUUAGCUCUCCCAUUUCAAAAUGCCCCUCCCCCCCCGAAGGCAACGUGUCCCCACAUGUUCAAGUUUAAUGGUGGUGGUAAAGCUUUCCUUUGAACACUGGCGAAUUGCCUACGUGGGACUCUCACUUUUUUUCUUGUGGGUCCCUUUACUUGUCCCUGUUGAAGCUACUAUAAAUAACCCUGCAAAAGGUGAAGCUUGAAUGGAGUACUAUUUCCAAAUACGUACUUUCGGCUCCAUCACCCUCCUCGGUGGGGAAAGUGCCAGAGGUGGGACAGAGGGAGAAAUAGCAAAGGGGGAGGACUUGUCUGAAGUUUUGCAUGCUAGAUUCGAGACCUCUCCCAAGCCAGGGACCAAAGAUGUGGUCCCCACAGGGGUCUGUUUUUAACUAGAGGAUCCAGUAAGUCCCUAAACACAGAGGAGAAAUGUUUGUCUCCCAAGCUAGAACGGAGUUACAGUGUUUAAAGCAAACUAAGAAUAGAAACGGACACGCUAUAAAAAGACAUAAGCCAAGCAUCUUUGCUGUUGACCUCCAAUAGGCAACCCCAGCUGGGUUGGGGUUUCCCAGUGACCUGUGCGACUGCUCUUCUGUGAGGCUGCAAAGGGUUAAACCGCUAGACACAGUUUGAGGAAGACUAUGGCUGAGGCUGGGUGCGCUGCAGCCAUACGUUGGGAAGCUGUCACGCUCACUUAGGAGUUCUGCGGCUCUGCUUGUCACCAGUGAGUAAUGAUCACACAUCGAUAAGAUCGCUCAGCCUUGUUGAGCUGGAAGCGCUGGGGGAAGGGGGAAGAACAUUAAAAAAAAAAAAAUUAAAAAGGGCGUUUUAACCACUUCAGCCGUGAGCUCGUCCGUGCCAGCCAGUGGGGUGUCAGGGUUCAAUGACCGGCUGGACAGCAGCUCCGGAAGCUCCUUUCCGUCCUCCCUUUCCUUAAGAGGAAGCUGGGGUGAUGGUGACCAUUGCCAGCUAUGAAAAAAAGGAGACCUUGGUGGUGAUCCUUAAAACAAUACCAUGCAAGAGUCCCUCUCUUCUGUAAGUUUCUCUCCUUUCAACCUUCCUGACCCAGUGGGGUUUGGGUGAGAUUCCCUAGGAGGAACCUCCCUACAGCAGGUAACAGCUGGGUCAGUUGCAUCUUUCCUUCUGGGAUGGGAUGAGCUAGAAUUGACGACUGUGUUGGUCUAUACACUUCUCUCUCUCUCUCUCUCUCUCUCUCUCUUUGACCUUAACUUGGGAUGAGGGAGCCAGACAUAACUCUAUGGCUACUCUUUGUGCCUACAAGUCAGAGCAGCAAGCUCCAACAUUGCUAGGCAAAGCAGAUCUCACCAAGUCAGGCGGGGGUGUUGGAACAAUUUGUGUAGGGGGGGGUGGCUGAGAGCCGUUGAACCAAACUGCAAACCCUGUAUAGAAAGGAAACCGCUUCAAGCCUGGAGGUGCUUCAGCAUCCAUAGUUCCAGCACCUACAGCCAGGCAUUUGUGAAGAGCGGCUCUAUCCUGGGGUGGGGGUGCGGGGGUUGAGAUAGUGCAGCAAACCUCCCUUGCAAUUAGUCCCAUUGAUAGCUUUUUAAAAGAGGCUAUUUGUAGGGGUUGGCAAGGGGAAAAUGUCUCUCACCUUGUAUCAGUCACUCAGCUUCAGUAAAACUAACUUUAAAAUAAUUACCUUUAAAAGCCCCCCAUCGCCCUAACAGGGCUCCUGGUCCUUUAAAAAAGACUCCGAAUCGAGCUUUGAAAGACUCCGUUCAUUCUCUGGAAUGUUUAGGUCCCAUUUAACCCCUUAGGGCUGGCGCUACUUUCAUUCCUCGGGGCCAGCAUGAAGCUGCAAGCAGAGAGUAGGUUUGAUGGCGGCAGCCCUUCUCCUCAUUAGUGAUUAUUUCCACCCUGCCUUGAACAGGGCCAGCUCUGCGCUUCAGCUUUCCCUGGCUUGCACAGUACUCCUGUCUGAGCCCGGGCGAACUCGCGGCACAAGCGCCCUGGCCAUGGUUUGUGACCAGAAUCCUAUUGAUCCCUGUGGGACUCUGGAGAAGACACCUGCUGCCACCCCUGUGCUGCAAAGGUAAUAAAGCCGCUAGGCGUUUGCCAUCAUGCAGACAACUCCUGUCACCCCCAAGCCCCUACAGAAGGGCAGGAUAUUCUAGUCUCCCCCCUCCCCGGUCGCGGCACUGCACCGGUGUAGAGAAAUGUGUCAUCUGGAAGCAAGGUCGGGGGGGGUGGGGGGGUGGCGGUAACAGGCGGCUUCUGCUGUGCUCCGGGAAACAAAGCUCCGGGACUGGGCAGUGCAGUGAGCAGCAAAGCUCUGAUGUGGCAUCCGCGGAGGGAAGUUCCUGGCAAGAUGGCACAGGCAGGCAGGCUGCCCUUCGCCCCUGAUUUGCCCCUGGGCAUUCUUUAGAGCGCACUUCUGCAAUACAACCUGUCUGGGCUGCGGUCUACUCCAGGGCGCUAUAAUUGUAGCCUUUCUCUAUCCACCUUUAAGGGCACUACACUGUGGAGAAAGGUUGGGGGGUGGAAGAGAAAGUCAAAGUGGUGGUAGCCUGGUGGUGAUGAUGGUGGUGGUGUGUGUGACAGGGUUUAUAAAGGAGAGAGGGGCACAGAGUAAGGCGCACAAGUCCAUUCUCUAAACAUUGGCCAUCUCUGUUUAGUGCAUCAAAUAGAGUUUCCCCCAUCAAGGGGCCUCAGGAUGAGGUAUGCCCUUGAAAAGGGGGGGAAUAAUUUAGACCCCCCAAAUGAAUUUAGAAUAAGAUUCAGAAACCGAGGUCAAAUGGCUCCACUUUUAAACUACAGAUGAACAGACAUUUCAAGUUCAUCAUGCAGUCAAAAGCAACGAAUAAAUACAUCCCGAGACACUUCAAUUGCCUUUCCCGGCUAAUAGACACAUGGAAUUGAUCGAAUUCACCUAUUCUCCCCUCUCUUUUCCUCUCUACCCUCCCCUAUAAUAACUUAAAACACGAUCUGUGUCCUGCACUUUCCAGGUAGCCGUCCCCCCGCUGCCCGCCUCCGAAAGUCUAUAUUGUAACUUGCUCUUCAAAAUUAAAUAACACAGCUUUUAUCUGGACUUGUUAGAACAUGGCAGGCACUUACUAGUGAACUAGGAAAGGUUUGGGUUUUUUUUUUUCUUUCCCACUGAAAGAAAUGCAGACAAUCUGGAACGUGUGCAAACCCCCCCCGCCCCCAAAACUAAAGGGGUUCUUGGCUCCGUCCAAGACAUCAGUAUGGGGUUUAUUUGAUAUGUAUGGCAAGACGUAGUUGUCCAUAAAAUACAUCCCCAGGUUUCUCCAGCAGUUUUAAAGUCUGGCUGGCUGAUCAGGGCAAUCAGACAGAGUAUUUAAAAAGAUCCGUCUCUUUCCCCAAGGAUAUGAUUGUAUUGUUUUGUUGUUAUUUCCCAGAUAAAAGUUCUUAGAGAGGGGAAAAGAGAAAGAGAGAGAAAGAGAAAUCGUCAGAGGUUGCAUGCAAGUGAAAUAACGCCAUGUUGGCGGAGAGGAUUAUUAUAAUUUGGGGGGAACCUCUCCUUUUGGAUCACUGGCCCCGGGAGUUUCUUUUAUUUAAACCAAUCCCCAUUGAUAGGAUCCAAUAGCCCUCAGACAGGAGAAAGGAACAGUCGCAGAUCACACGGUGGCCUUAUUCCUAACGGGGGGAGGAGAGGGAUUCAUUAUGCAAGAAUAGCGCUCUGUUGCCAGUGUUACCUUCUUUGGCACAGCUAUUUGGCGAGAGGGCUGCAAGGAGAGCCUCUCUUUGCCAUUAAAACAACUAAAGCACGCACAUCGGCCCGGAUCUAGGCUGUAACCCUUCUAGCGCGCUUCGCAUUGCCAGCGCUCCAUAUAGCAAGUUGCGCGUAGGCACUAAUCUGAUGGGGCAGACACCGCUUUCGGCAAGGGGUGGGUUAAAAAACAAAACAAAACGAAAAAAAAAAAAACAACCCAACCCUCAGAGCCUGACUUUGCCUCUUGGAAAGCUCUAAGUUGCAGCCCUGCGCUGCCUUCCAAGCAUUCUUUAAACUAGCAAUGUGGGAGGGACUCCAGGAGAGGGGGAGAGAGAGAUGGCUAUCAACUGAAUUCAUUACUGUAAACAUCUCCCUGGGGUGUCAGGCAGGGAGGGGGGGAAGAGGGAGAGAGAGAGGAAAAAGCACGACUUACAUUAGCAGGGAAUAGUCAGACCUGGGGCAUCAUAACGGCUAAGGUCAGCCUGCAAGCCCGGCUGAAAGCAAGCCCAGGACGAGGAGCGAGAAGGAGACAGACGGACCCGCGUAUAUUCACUCAUAGGUGUCCGGUCCCUCCGGAGGCUGCACAGGGUCCUGGGUCUCUGUGGCUCCUCCUCAUGUGAUCCACGCGUCUCCGGCGGAGAAAAGACCAGGCUUGAUCCGGUUCCUUCGGCUUCUCCUUCCCUUCCUUCCUCCCUUCAUUUAUUUAUUGGGGGGCAGCGGGAGGGCAGGGAGAGAAGCGCGGAGAGAAAGCGUGCUGGGGAUGCCCGCGCCCUGGGCUGCGCGUUGGAGGAGGAGGUGGAGGAGAAAGGGGGAGGAUGAUGCCGCUGCCUCCUAAGGGAGGAAGGAGAGAGAAGGGGAACGGAGCGCUCCGGGGAGGAGGCACAGGCAAGCGCCAGCCUGCGGGGAAGCGGAGCCUGCAGGGCGGGCUCGGGCUCCGGCAGCUUUUCGCCCGCACCGCAUUGGAUACUGCCAAAGGCGACCGGCCCGGCCACCACCACGGAGAAGCGCCGUCAGCUGCUGCAAAAGUUUUGGUGUGGGGGGCAAAAGGCGCAGAGGGGGAUUAUGAUCGGUGCCGGAGAAGGACUCCCAGCCCUGCCAGGCUUUUCAUAUCCAUCAUCAAGCUGAAAUGAAGACCUUGGAGGCUGAAGAAAGCUGAGUGCACCACUACCGUGCUUCAGAGAAAGGAACUACGGUCCAGUCAACCUUUCUCCUGACGACUUUUGGUAGCUUUAAAUUGACGAUUGCCUACCUUGAAAGACACAGGUAUUGCUUCUUUCAGUACACAUGGAGGAAGGCAGCAAAGUGUGUAACCCUGGCUAAUAAGACUGUGGCUUUCCUAUGAAGAGCAGAAGGCAGGCCAAUCAUAAAAGGAUUAUUUCACAGUUAGCCUCCAAGACUUUACCUCUGACCUGAUCACUGGACACAAAUACAAGCCAAUUCCAGUAACCUGAGUUUUCACUACCUGUUCUUUAUCAUUGUUUUAAUUUCUCUUUCUUUGGUAUUCCAUUUCUUUAAGUUCAAAAUGGGCCUGUGGACGAGAAUGUGGUCCAAAGAUUGGGCUGCUUUCCUGAAAUCCUGGCUCAUAAUUUCCCUGGGGCUCUGCAUGCAAGUCUCCAAAACUUUGGCCUGUCCAAAUGUGUGCCGCUGUGACCGAAACUUUGUCUACUGUAAUGAGCGAAGCUUGACCUCAGUGCCUCUUGGGAUACCGGAGGGUGUAACCGUACUCUACCUCCACAAUAACCAAAUUAAUAAUGCUGGCUUCCCUGCAGAGCUGCACAAUGUCCAGUCUGUGCAUACGGUCUACCUGUAUGGUAACCAAUUGGAUGAGUUUCCCAUGAACCUGCCCAAGAAUGUCAGGGUUCUCCACCUGCAGGAAAACAACAUUCAAACCAUUUCUAGGGCUGCCCUGGCCCAGCUACUGAAGCUGGAAGAGCUGCACCUAGAUGACAACUCCAUCUCUACUGUAGGGGUUGAGGAUGGAGCAUUUCGGGAAGCUGUCAGCCUCAAGCUUCUGUUCUUGUCUAAGAAUCAUUUGAGCAGUGUACCAGUUGGCCUUCCAGUGGACUUACAAGAAUUACGAGUUGAUGAAAACCGAAUUGCCAUAAUUUCAGACAUGGCCUUCCAGAAUCUCACGAGCUUGGAACGUCUUAUUGUGGAUGGCAAUCUCCUUACAAAUAAAGGUAUAGCUGAGGGUACCUUCAGCCAUCUGACCAAGCUCAAGGAAUUCUCAAUAGUACGGAAUUCACUAUCCUAUCCUCCCCCUGAUCUUCCAGGUACACAUCUGCUGAGGCUCUAUCUGCAGGACAACCAGAUAACCCACAUACCACUUUCAGCCUUUUCAAACCUCCACAAGCUGGAGCGGCUUGAUAUUUCCAACAAUCAGCUCCGGAUGCUGGUGAAAGGGGUCUUUGAUAACCUCCACAACCUGAAGCAGCUCACUGCGCGGAAUAAUCCCUGGUUAUGUGACUGCAGUAUUAAAUGGGUCACUGAAUGGCUCAAAUUUAUUCCCCCAUCCAUCAAUGUCCGGGGUUUUAUGUGCCAGGGACCAGAACAGGUCCGAGGUAUGGCUGUCAGGGAGCUCAACAUGAAUAUGUUGUCAUGCCCCACCACCACUCCUGGUCUGCCACUUAUCACCCCAGCCCCUGCUGCCACCUUGCCAACUACACUGGUUCCCACUUCAUCAGUUCCAACUCCAAGUGAUAAAUACAGUCCUCUCCCACCCACCACAUCCACACUCCCCACUCUGCCCAACAGAGAGGGUGGAGAAAUGGUGACACCUCCCAUUUCCGAACGGAUCCAACUCUCCAUCCAUUUUGUGAAUGACACUUGCAUCCAGGUCAACUGGCUGUCCCUUUUUACCGUGAUGGCAUACAAACUCACAUGGGUUAAAAUGGGCCACAGCCUGGUAGGGGGCAUUGUUCAAGAACGGAUAGUAAGUGGUGAGAAACAACAUGUAAGCUUGGUGAAUCUCGAACCCAAAUCCACUUAUCGGAUUUGUUUGGUUCCACUGGAUGCUUUUAAUAAUUACCGAGCUGGAGAAGACACUGUCUGUUCAGAAGCCACAACCAAGGCUUCCCACUUAAACAAUGGCAGCAACACAGCCUCCAGCCAUGAGCAGACGACUUCUCAGAAUAUGGGCUCCCCCUUUUUGCUGGCAGGCUUGAUUGGGGGUGCAGUGAUAUUUGUGCUCGUGGUCCUGCUCAGCAUCUUUUGCUGGCACAUGCAUAAAAAGGGGCGCUACACCUCCCAGAAGUGGAAAUACAACCGGGGCCGGCGGAAAGAUGACUAUUGCGAGGCGGGGACCAAGAAGGACAACUCCAUCCUGGAGAUGACGGAAACCAGCUUCCAGAUUGUCUCCUUAAAUAAUGAUCAGCUCCUUAAAGGAGAUUUCAGACUGCAGCCCAUUUAUACCCCAAACGGGGGAAUUAACUACACGGACUGCCACAUCCCCAACAACAUGCGAUACUGCAACAGCAGUGUCUCAGAUCUGGACCACUGUCAUACGUGAUAGUGAGGGGAAAGCGAGAUGCAUAGAACUAUGAGCAAAAACUCUGGAAAAAAAAAUCCACACACAAAAAAUUACAUUUGAUAAAUGUUACACAGAUGCAUUUGUGCAUUUGAAUACUCUGUAAUUUAUACGGUGUACUAUAUAAUGGGAUUUAAAAAAAAGUGCUAUCUUUUCUAUUUCAAGUUAAUUGCAAAUAGUUUUGUAACUCUUUGCUUUUUAAAUCUUUAAAAAAAUUUUGCUGAAGUACUGUACAGGGUUGUACAAUAAGAACCCAAUGCUAUGGCAAAGGAUAGAAAAACUCAUUCUUCAAACAUUAACCACUUUGCUGUCGAAGCUGUCUGAAGGAUGUAGGUCCCUAGGUAGUCCCCUGGUACAGGACAUAAGUGUUCAUUAAAACAGCGUCACUAGGGAUGGGCAAAGCCAGUUCUAAUAAAAUGAGUACAACCCUCUCACCCAAACUCAUUAUGAACUUCUUCUGGGGUUCAAACAAGUUGGAGUAACUCUGUUCCCUAUCUGUCACUUUCACCUGCCUCCGUAUUUCCUGGUUCCACCUAGAAGUGGGAGUUCAGAAGUGCUACCAGAGAGGCUGUUUCAGUGGUGUAUUUUUUUUUUUAUAUGGAUGGAAACAAAGAAGUAUCAAACACUUUCUGCAAGAUUCAGAGUUCCCUGUAUUUCUAUUCAUAAGAGCUAGUCAGAAAAUGAUCCCAAAAUAUCAGAUACAUUUUCAUGAGAAUUUUUUUCCCAAUUUUUCAUUAAAAUUAAGAAGUUUUACACAUUUUCUAACCAAUUUCAAUGGGAAAUGAGGGUGCUCACCAGCUAUCAGGUGACUCUCAUCAUAUCACAUCACCUUCUGAGGGAGCAACUUUCGCAGAAUUAGCAUGUUCAGAUAAGGCCUGCACCUAUGACUUGCUAAGUGCCGUCAACUCCUAUUGACAUCAAAAGUCCAAAUCCUAUGGUAUUUGCCAUGACUUAGUGGCAAUAUACCCUUCCAAAUCACUGAAAGCCUCAUGCAAAAAUCCAAGGAGAUCCAUAGAAAGUCUUCCACUGGCUUCUGUGGAUUUUGGAUUAGGCCCUGAGUGAUUUAGUGGCUUGAAUAAAGUUCAGUACAGAGAACUAGGAAGGAAGAAACCACCUGGCAAGCGAGAAAGCUUUUGUUUGUUUGUUUGUGUGUUUGUUUUUUGAAAGGCUCUCAGACCUACUAUGAACUGAAUUAACUUCAGUGAAAUAAUCACAUCAAAGUUGUAUUGUUUUAGGUGAAUGGAGAUAGGCAUUAACUAAACAUUUGGUGAGUUGAGGGAUUUGCAUGGAUACUAGUCCAUGCUACCCCUUUUACUCUCCCUUCUUCAAUCCUUAGUCUGUUGGCCAUUUUUUCAACAAUGAUCUGUGCUUUAAAAGUAGCAUUUGGGCCUAGAUUUUGCUCACUUCUGCCCUCAACUCUUCAGUUGGAAUCAAUUCUGCAUCCCUGAGCUUGACACAUGCUAUAUGGAACAUCAUGCUUCUACUAAAAUCAUGAUGUUUCUCUGAAAGUUACAUAACGUUCCAGCAACUCCUGACUCCUGUGCUUGCCAAAAGCUCUGGUUCGCUUGCCAGCUCAGUGAUGGAUUUGAUUUUUUUUUUUAUUUUAUUUUUUAACACUUUGGCUCACUCUGUCUCCUGAGCGUAGGAAACACACACAAGUUCACAACAAAGAGGAAGAAGACCACACAAAUAUCAGUAAGCCCCUCAUACAAAAAGCUCACAGGGCUUGUUUUCUAAAUGUUUUCCAAGGGAGAAGGGAAUGCAUGCAUGCAUGCUUGCCACAGAGAGCAUAGAAAGGUCCAGCAAAAGUUGGUAUUCCAGUAAAAGUGGCUCAUUAAUUAGAGAUUUAACAAAAUCACUCUGAAAAAUUUAGGAUUAUAUGAUCAUUGAUGGCUUCUUAUGUUGGGAGAGAGAGCUGUGGUCCCUUCCUCCGUGAAUUUCACCAUGCCCAUCCCUGAAUCCCAGCAGUCUUUGAGUGUGCAACUUCUAAAAUGCCAUAAAAACAUUUCUCUUCUGCACUGAAGAGAUUAAUCUGAUCUUUAGUUGUAGAUGGCAGAGUACAAUCAUUAUCUGAGGAACUACGCCCUCCCCGCCGACACCUUUUAUAAUCCCAUUUUGGAAUUCCAUUCUAUAUUCUGUAUAUUUGCUAUUUUGUCAGGCUAUAACCGGUAUUUUAGGCAACCUGUGUGGCUACUGUAAUAGUAAAGUCACUGAAAUUUUGCUGAAUAAAAGGCUGCCAUCUGAUCUCAAAUUGUGUAAUUUUAGCUAGAAAAGUCUAUGCAAAGUGUUUUUUCCUAGUAUGUGACCUAUUUACUCAAGAUAACUGAGAGAAGGCUGUAUUUUUUGUUUGUUUUGUUUAAUAUGUUUUAGCUGCCAAGGCCCCACACAACGAGCAGUAAGACAUGUGCCUGUGCACACACCUGUGGCAUGCGGUAUACAUGAAAGUUUAUUUUAGAUUAAGUAGAGUUAGUGAAUUCAUUCUGGGCAUGGAUGUAGUAUUUAAUUUCACUGAAAUAGCUAGUUAUAUGUUUGGUUUGAAAAAGCCAUCUCACAUAUUUAAUAAGGGUUCCCAAUCAUUGGUAUGUAUACCAGUACUGGUACUUCAUGCUUCGAUGUCUGAUACCGUAAAUACUUUUCUCUACUGUAAUUAUAAUCAGCUGUACUAUAAUCAGCUUAGUAUAUCAUAGUUACUAGAGCUAGGUGAAUUAUUCAUACCAAAUUACUUCUUCAGUGAGUUUAGCCCUUUAUUUCCAAUUGUGAAUUAUCUAUGCACAGAUUGAUUGAUAUGAUUGUGCUUGCUAUUUAAAAUUGUUUGAUGAAUACUCAUGUGAAUGUGAUCCAGACUAGGGGUUGUUCACAAACUGUUCAGUUUGACUACCUCGUGGAUUAUUCAUGGUGCGUGACUGGGCCUGCUAAAUCACAUGUCAUUAAUUCUGCUCCCUGUCUGAUGAUGGGAACUUUUAUAAACAGCAGGAGGGAAAUCCAAGAAAUUUAAAAAAUGACAGAGUUUGGGCUUCGGGUAGUGAACCCUUGUGCAAACAUAUUGGAAUGGAGUGUUCAUUGGACUCAUUUUACAUGAACGUUAUGUUGAAAAAAAAAAUCUGUACCAGAUUUCCCUGAAAAACAAAUUGAAAGAACUGGGAGUACUAGCUAAACAAAUGUUUAGAUAUAUGUUUUGGAAGUAUUUUUGUUACCUCUAACUGUUACCCACCUCUCCUCCAUUUGAGCACUCUCCAACACACAACAAAGUUUGGAUUGUUUCCAAUUCAGUUCCAUAGUUAUACAAACAGAUUAAACUCCAUUUUAGCACAUAGUUGACAAAGCUUCAUUUGGUGGAGGUUUUCAAAAGAGGCUGGAUCGCCAUCUGUCUUGACACCACAAAUCCUGCAUCUUGGCAGGGGGUUAGACUAGAUGACCCUUGUGUUCCCUUCGAUUCUAUGAUUCUAAGCAGGUGAUAGGCACUAGCUGAAGUCUGAGUCUGGUAAAAUGCCUGAAAAGAUUGGGAACCUCUCAGCUAAAAAUAAAUGUUGACAAAGAUAUUUUUUUGUGAUUGGACAUUUAAUAUUAAAUUAAUAUCACAAGCUUUCAUCUUGUACACAAUAUAUUCCAAACAGGCUUCAUUAAUGCUGCAGAUUAUGGGAUCUGCCUCAAUUAGUGUAAGAUCUGCAUACUUACAUUAACUAGCAUACACCAUGGAGAAAAGUUUCAAAUGUGUACACACAAAACCCAAGCAGAACCUCUGAAAUGUGCAUUUGCUAAUCCUGAUUUCCAUAGAUCUGGGUUGUACACAUUCAUUAGGGUCUAUGUGCUCAGGAGUUGGACUUGCGCAUGAAUGAAAAUCUGAUCCAUUUUUUUAUAAUAGCCCCAUUCACCUCAUGUGAAUAUAUAGAACAGAUCACUGUGGGGAAUAAAAAAGGGUUGAAAUGAAACGAUGUAAAUUAAAUAUCAUGAAAACAUCACAACAGCUGUUAUUUGUAGUCACUGCAUUGGUUUUCCAAAGACUUUUUUCUUUACAAACUAGUCCCAAUUUUCAUAUACUCUGUCAAUGUGACAAACAUUCACAGCAUGUAGCUUAAAAGCAGAAACAAACAGCUGGAGGUCACACAUCUUUAAACUGUAUGGUUUGCAUUGAAGAGGCCGUCCAUGGACUCCUUUGUAAGAAUAUUUAUGUUCUGUAUUCCUCGCUUCCCCUGGCUGAAAAUACAUUAGGAGUUUUCUGCAUGGGACAAUAAAUACAUAAAAUGAACCUGAUAUCAAACAUGACAAUGAAGUAGCUAAUGCUACAGUUCCAUUUGCUACUGGACCAGCUCACUUUUUCUUUUCUUUUUUUUUCAAUCAUUUUAUAUCUUUAUAUAUCAGAGUGAGAAAAUUCCUCCAUCUGAGGAAAGAAUCCUGCCUAAAAUUGCAAGCAAAGAAAUCCAAUUCUUAAUAUAUAGUUGGUGUAGUCUUCAGGGAACUAAGUAAGGCACUUUUUUAGUGACUCUAAAUAGCAGUUUCAGUCUCAGCUUUUGACAGUGAAGUGGUUAAUUUUCAUUGAGUCCUUAGUUUAUAGCAUUUCUUUGCUCUAACUUAUAACAGGGACAUUAAAGUUUUACUUUAGAAUAUAAGAAUAAUGGUUUUACUCAUGACUUAUCUUUCCAGCUGCAUGAAAAAAACAAAACAGAAAUUAGUGCCAAAACCAAAAGUAGCUAGCUCUAAACUUCAUCAAAUCCUGUCUGAUGCUCUCCUUUUUACACGAAGGAUAAUUCUAGGAAGCUGAAGCUGACAUCCUUCCCUAAGAUCUACAGGAGAGGUCAGUUUGGAUCACAGAAGACACUAGGGGAUGCUUGUAAAAGAUUUAUUUGUGAAGUUUUUGCACAAGCAUGGUACUGUAUUUUCUCUUCAAUAAGAUAGUUCUUUCUAGUAGCACACCCAGCAGCCUAGCACAAACGGGAUGCAGCAAACAUUGACUAUAUUGGGGACUCUAAAGAAAAACAACCCAUUAGAGUUAAAUUCUGAUCCUCUUGAAUACAGACAAGGCAUGGAACAAAUUGUCAUGAAUACUGGGUCCCAGAUAUAGUGGCACCAAAUAUAUUAAUUGAAAAAUAAUCAUAAAACAUUGUUAUUAAUUGAGACAUAUGCAAAUUUCGUUCUUUGUGUUUGGUAUAUUUUAUCUAUAACAAGAGAGUACAAGUGGUCUGAAGCCUGUAUUAUCCAUCUUCUGAGACCUGCCAUGUCAAAACUCCAUUCUACAUUAUAUAGUAUCUUGUUGGCUUAAUCGGUAAAGACUUAUUGGAAAGAAAAACCACCACAAAACCCUGCGGUGUUUAUACGAGUACCUGCAUUAAAAUUCAGAUGUCUCAUCUUGUCCAAAAUCUCAUCCAAAAGGGAAUGGAGUAAAAAAAAAUAUGGUCAGGAUUCCAAAUUUUCAUUUUUGCUUAUUUUUUAAAAAGUGUUUUGCUGUACUCUGCUCUCUCUUUAAAUUCUAACCAACUGACUUGUUUGUUUUAUCUCUUUGUAUUCAAAGCAGUUUUGCCCCUAUAAUGAGAACUACUUGUUUGCGUCAUUUUCUGAAAGAUUAUUUUAGCUAUAGACACAUUCUCAUCUUGAUAUGUAUUUAGGAAAUCACUGUUCAAGAAGACAAGAAUGUAACAAUGUUUGCAUAUAGUGUGUGUGUGAGAGAGAGUAUGUGUAUAUACAUAAAUGCUAAGUGUGUAUGCAGAGGUAAUAUCCAAUCCAUGUGAGAAAUUGCAGAGCCACAGGAUAAAUGCCUUGGGUCCCUAACCUGCCUUUUACCCAUUAAUCUAUUUUCCAGGAAUGAAAUAUUCCUCCUCCUCCAGUUUCUCCCAGAAAAUUCAGUUCUGGUUGAGACCGAAGAAGAACAGGAUUCAGCUAUAGGAUAGUUGGCAGCUUUUCUACACCUAGUACCUAGUAUAUGUGUAUACAGGAGGUUUAGAGAGACAAGGUGGGUGAGGGCCUUUUAUUGGACCAACUUCUGUUGUUGAGGGAGACAAAUUUUCGAGCCACACAGAGCUCUUCUUCAGGUUUGGGAAAUGUACUCCCAGUGUCACAGCAAAAUGCAAGGUGGAAUAGAUUGUUUAGGAUAAGUGGUUAGCACAUAUUGUAAGGGACCAUUUAAGGUGGAGUGACCCAUUAACACCUGUGUAAUCAUAGGACAAAAAGAGGGGGUUAGUGGGUUACAGAUUGUUGUAAUAAGCCAUAAAUCCAGUGUCUCUGUUCAGUUUAUGAUUUUUAAUGUCUAGCAAAGUAAAGUAUUUAAGCUCGUCUUUUGAAGCCCAGCCUCGUCUUUUGAAAGUGUUGUAUACCUUUCCUUCGAGGAUAUGGACUGAGACUGUCACAUGUAGAGUGAUAGCUUUGUGAAAAGUGUUCACCCAGAGGUGAUAGGGUGUUUUUGUCUCUUUAUCAUUUUUCUGCGUGAGUUUAGAAUGGUCCUUUACAAUAUGUGCUAACUACUUAACAAAAUGCAAGGUGAAACAGAUUGUUUAGCAUGCCAUGCUGGGAUUACCUUUCCCAGACCUGAAAAAGAGCUCUGUGUGGCUCAGAAGCUUGUCUCUUUCACAACCGAAGGUCGUCCAGUAAAAUAUAUUACUUCUCGCACUUUGUCUCUUUAAUAUCCUAGGACUGACACAGCUACAACUACACUGCAGAAAGGAGAUUUAUACAUUUGAGAAGAUUCCCAACUUCCAAUGAUAUACACAGCACUCACUUCUGGCCCUGGAAGGGCCUGCGAUAUCAAAACUAUAGCUGUGUCAUUUUUUAUAUUGAGAAAAAAGUUUCUUUUCAAGAGUCUUGCACUUCACUGCUGAGUUCUUUUUUUCUCUGUAAGCCCUGCAAAGUUCAAGUCAUGGUAUAAGGAUGUGUGUGACUUAACACACACAUUGCUGUUCACCCACCAUGAUUCCCCAGUCUGUCUCUCCCACAGAAGCAACUCCUACUCUCUUUUCUAAGCAACCUGUCUCACCAGGGGUAGAUGAGAAUACAGAGAGAUGGGAUAGACAGCAGGAUAGA